Messenger RNA from Carlito syrichta (Philippine tarsier), 12882 nucleotides. It is a transcript of the gene FAT2, whose product is annotated as FAT atypical cadherin 2. The transcript has 23 exons. Lineage: Eukaryota; Metazoa; Chordata; Mammalia; Primates; Tarsiidae. Gene Ontology annotation, cellular component: adherens junction; plasma membrane. Gene Ontology annotation, molecular function: calcium ion binding. Gene Ontology annotation, biological process: homophilic cell-cell adhesion. The coding region runs from base 1 to 12882 and encodes 4293 amino acids. The record is from RefSeq and is a predicted model, not a curated record.
AUGACUGUUGCUAUGCUAGCUUUUGCUGCUGUCUUGCUCCAAGGUGCGACUUGUGAGGAGCCCGCAGAAGAGACCAUCCCCUCCUCUGCUUGGCGCUUCACACACUCCCAUUACAAUGCCACCAUCUAUGAAAACUCCGCCCCCAAGACCUACGUGGAGAGCGCCGAGAAGAUGGGCAUCUACCUCGCAGAGCCCCAGUGGGCUGCGAGGUACCGGAUCAUCUCCGGGGAUGUGGCCAACGUGUUUAAGGCCGAGGAGCACGUGGUGGGCAACUUCUGCUUCCUGAGAAUAAGGACCAAGAACAGCAACACGGCUCUCCUGAACAGGGAGGUGCAAGACAGCUACACUCUCAUCGUCCAGGCCACAGAGAAGACCUCAGAGCUGGAGGCUCUGACCCGCGUGGUGGUCCACAUCCUGGACCAGAACGACCUGAAGCCACUCUUCUCCCCUCCCUCCUACAGAGUCACCAUCUCUGGGGACAUGCCCCUCAAGAGCCCCAUCUGCAAGGUGACUGCCACAGAUGCCGACCUGGGCCAGAACGCGGAGUUCUAUUAUGCUUUAAACACGCGGUCCGAGAUGUUUGCCAUCCAUCCCACCAGCGGCGUGGUCACCGUGGCGGGCAAGCUCAAUGUCACCUGGCGGGGGAAGUACGAGCUCCAGGUGCUAGCCGUGGACCGCAUGCGGAAGAUCUCCGAGGGCAAUGGGUUUGGCAACUUAGCUGCACUCGUCAUCCACGUGGAGCCCGCCCCCAGGAAGCCCCCGGUCAUCACCUCAGUGGUGGUGACUCUGCCAGACAGCAACGACAGUACCACUUAUGCCACUGUCGUGGUCGAUGCUAGCAGCUCAGGAACUGAAGUGGACUCGGUGGAAGUUGUUGGUGGUGACCCUGGAAAGCACUUCAAAGCCAUCAAGUCCUAUGCCCGGAGCAGUGAGUUCAGCUUGGUGUCUGUCAAAGACAUCAACUGGAUGGAGUAUCCACAUGGGUUCAACCUCAGUCUCCAGGCCAGGAGUGGGCAUGGCUCUUCUUUCUACUCACAGAUCAGGGGCUUUCACCUACCCGCUUCCAAACUGGCUUCCCUCAGAUUCGAGAAGGCUGUUUACAGGGUGCAGCUGAGUGAGUUUUCCCCUCCCGGCAGCCGCGUGGUGAUGGUGGGAGUCACGCCAGCCAUCCCCAACCUGCAGUAUGUUCUAAAGCCAUCCUCAGAGAGUGCGGGGUUUAAGCUUAAUGCCCACAGUGGGUUGAUCACCACCACCAAGCUCAUGGACUUCCAUGACAGAGCCCGUUAUGAGCUGCACGUCAGGACUUCUCUGGGCCUGGUCUCUACCAUAGUGGUCAUUGACAUCGUAGACUGUAACAACCAUGCCCCUACCUUCAACAUGUCUUCUUAUGAUGGCACCUUGGAUGAGAACAUCCCUCCGGGCACCAGUGUACUGGCUGUGACUGCCACUGACCGAGAUCAUGGGGAGAACGGAUAUGUCACCUAUUCCAUUGCUGGGCCCAAAACAUUGCCAUUUUCCAUCGACCCUUACCUGGGCAUUAUCUCUACCUCCAAACCCUUGGACUAUGAGCUCAUGAAAAGAAUCUAUACCUUCCGGGUACGAGCAUCCGACUGGGGAUCCCCUUUUCGCCGGGAGAAGGAAGUGUCCGUUUCUCUUCAGCUCAAGAACUUGAAUGACAACCAACCUAUGUUUGAGGAAGUCAACUGCACUGGAUCUCUCCACCAAGACUGGCCAGUGGGGACAUCUGUCACGACCGUGUCCGCCAUAGACGUGGAUGAGCUUCAGAACCUAAGAUACGAGAUUGUGUCAGGCAAUGAACUAGACUAUUUCGAUCUAAAUCACUUCUCCGGAGUGAUAUCCCUCAGACGCUCUUUUAUGAAUCUUAGUGCCGGUCAACCCACCAGUUAUUCCCUGAAAAUCACAGCCUCGGAUGGCAAGCACUACGCCUCACCCACAACUCUGAAUAUCACUGUGGUGAAGGACCCUCGUUUGGAAGUUCCUGUAACAUGUGACAAAACCGGGGUGUUGACACAGUUCACAAAGACCAUCCUUCACUCCCUCGGGCUGCAGAGCCAGGAGUCCAGCGAUGAGGAGUUCACUUCUCUAAGCAUGUAUCAGAUUAAUCAUCACACCCCCCAGUUUGAGGACCACUUCCCUCAGUCCAUUGACGUCCUGGAGCGGGUUCCUGUCAACACCCCCUUGGCCCGCCUAGCAGCCACUGACUCUGACACUGGCUUUAAUGGCAAGCUGGUCUACGUGGUCGCAGACGGCAACGAGGAGGGUCGCUUUGACAUAGACCUGGAAACAGGGAUGCUCAAGGUAGCGGCCCCCUUAGACUAUGAAGCCACCAAUUUCUACAUACUCAACGUAACAGUGUAUGACCUGGGCACCCCCCAGAAGUCCUCCUGGAAGCUUUUGACGGUGAACGUGAAGGACUGGAAUGACAACGCACCCAGGUUUCCUCCUGGUGGGUAUCACCUAACCAUCUCAGAGGAUACAGAAGUUGGGACCACAGUUGCGGAGCUGAAAACAAGAGACGCUGACUCAGAGGACAACGGGAGAGUUCGCUACACCCUGCUAAGCCCCACAGAGACGUUCUCCCUGCACCCACUCACUGGGGAACUGGUCGUCACAGGACACCUGGACCGGGAGUCGGAACCUCGAUAUGUACUCAAGAUGGAGGCCAGGGAUCAGCCCAAGAAGGGCCACCAGCUCUUUUCUGUCACUGACCUGAUCAUCAUGUUGGAAGAUGUCAAUGACAAUGCUCCCCAGUGUAUCACAGAGCUCAGCAGGCUGAAGGUCCCAGAGGACCUGCCCCCAGGAACGAUCUUGACCUUUCUGGAUGCCUCUGAUCCUGACCUGGGCCCUGGAGGGGAAGUGCGAUACGUCCUGUUGGACGACGUCCAUGGGACCUUCCGGGUGGACCUGGUGACCGGGGCGCUCAGUCUGGAGAGGGAACUGGACUUUGAGACACGGGCCGGGUACAAUCUGAGCUUAUGGGUCAGUGACAGUGGGAGGCCCCUGGCCCGUAGGACCCUCUGCCACGUGGAGGUGACAGUCCUGGAUGUGAAUGAGAACCUCCACCCUCCCCGCUUUUCCUCCUUCGUGCACCAGGGCCAGGUGCAGGAGAACAGCCCCCCAGGAACUCAAGUGAUGGGUGUGGCUGCCCAGGACGACGACAGCGGCUUGGAUGGGGAGUUCCACUACUUCCUGCGGGCUGGUACUGGGCUUGCCGCUUUCAGCAUCAACCAAGAUACAGGAAUGAUUCAGACUCUGGCGACCCUGGACCGAGAAUUUGCAUCCUGCUACUGGUUGACGGUACUGGCAGUGGACAGGGGUUCCGUGCCCCUCUCAUCAGUGACUGAAGUCUACAUUGAGGUUACUGAUGUCAAUGACAACCCACCCCAGAUGUCCAGAGCUGUGUUCUACCCCUCCAUCCUGGAGGACGCGCCCGUGGGUAGCUCCGUGCUUCAGCUGGAUGCCUGGGACCCAGACUCCAGCUCCCAAGGAAAGCUGACCUUCAACAUCACCAGUGGGAACCACAUGGGAUUCUUUAUCAUCCACCCUGAUACAGGUCUCCUCUCCACGGCCCGGCUGCUGGACAGAGAGAGCAAGGAUGAACACGUACUAGAGGUGACUGUGCUGGACAAUGGGGAGCCCCCGCUGAAGUCCACCUCCAGGGUGGUAGUACGCAUCUUGGACAUCAAUGACAAUCCACCGAUGUUCUCCCACAAGCUCUUCAAUGUCCGCCUGCCAGAGAGGCUGAGCCCAGUGUCCCUGGGGCCUGUGUACAGGCUGGUGGCUUCCGACCUGGAUGAGGGUGUUAAUGGCAGGGUCACCUACAGUAUCGAGGAGAGUGAUGAGGAGGGCUUCGGUAUUGAGCCAGUCACAGGCGUGGUGUCAUCCAGCAGCAUCUUCACAGCCGGGGAGUACAACAUCCUGACGAUCAAGGCCACCGACGGCGGGCAGCCAUCACUCUCCGCCAGUGUCCGGCUGCACAUCGAGUGGAUUCCCCGGCCCCGGCUGUCCUCUAUCCCCCUGGCCUUUGAUGAGACCCAGUACAGCUUCACGGUCAUGGAGACAGACCCUGUGAACCACAUGGUGGGGGUCAUCAGUGUGGAGGGCCGGCCUGGCCUCUUCUGGUUCAACAUCUCAGGGGGGGAUGAGGACCUGGACUUUGACAUUGAGAAGACCACAGGCAGCCUCAUCAUCGCCAGGCCUCUGGACACAAGGAGGAGGUCGCACUACAACCUGACCGUGGAGGUGACGGAUGGGUCCCACACCAUUGCCACCCAGGUCUGCAUCCUCCUGAUCGCCAACAUCAACCACCACCGGCCCCAGUUUCUGGAGGCUCAUUACGAGGUCAAAGUUCCCCAGGACACGCUGCCCGGGGUCGAGCUCCUCCGUGUCCAGGCCACAGAUGAAGACAAGGGCAAAGGCCUCAUCUACACCAUCCAUGGCAGCCAGGACCCGGGCAGCGCCAGCCUCUUCCAGCUGGACCCAAGCAGUGGAGUCCUGGUGACUGUGGGGAAGCUGGGCCUGGGGGCGGGGCCCUCCCGGCACACGUUGAUGGUCAUGGUCCGAGACCAGGAGAUUCCCAUCCAGAGGAACUUCGUGUGGGUGACCAUCCACGUGGAGGAUGAAAACCUCCACCCACCCCGCUUCACCCAGCUCCAUUAUGUGGCCAGUGUUCCUGACACCACAGCCCCUGGCACGGAGCUUCUGCAGGUUCGAGCCGUAGAUGCUGACCGGGGAGCCAAUGCUGAGGUCCACUACUCCCUCCUGAAAGGGAGCAGCAAAGAUUUCUUCAACAUCAAUACCCUACUAGGUAUUAUCACUCUAGCCCGGAAACUUGAUCAGACAAAUCACGCCCAGCAUACUCUGACAGUGAAGGCAGAAGAUCAAGGCUCCCCACAGUGGCAUGACCUGGCUACAGUGAUCAUUCAUGUCUAUCCCUCAGAUCGGAGUGUCCCCAUCUUUUCAAAAACUGAGUACUUUGUAGAGAUCCCCGAAUCGAUCCCUGUUGGUUCCCCAAUCCUUCUUGUCUCUGCUGCGAGCUCUUCUGAAGUUACCUAUGAGUUAAGAGAGGGUAACAAGCAUGGUGUCUUCUCUAUGAACUCAUAUUCUGGCCUCAUUUCUACCCAGAAGAACUUGGAUCAUGAGAAAAUCUCAUCUUACCAGCUGAAAAUCCGAGGCAGCAACAUGGCAGGCGCAUUUGCUGAUGUCGUGGUGCUUGUUGACAUAAUUGACGAAAAUGACAAUGCCCCCAUUUUCUUAAAAUCAACCUUUGUGGGCCAAAUUAGUGAAGCAGCUCCUCUGUACAGCAUGAUCAUGGAUAACCACAACAACCCCUUUGUGAUUCAUGCCUCCGACGGCGACAAGGAAGCUAAUUCCUUGUUGGUAUAUAAAAUUUUGGAGCCAGAGGCCUCAAAGUUUUUCAGAAUUGAUCCCAGCAUGGGAACCCUCACGAUCGUCUCAGAGAUGGAUUAUGAGAGCACACCCUCUUUCCAAUUCAGUGUCUAUGUCCAUGACCAAGGAAGCCCCAUCUUAUUUGCACCCAGGCCUGCCCAGGUCAUCAUCAAGGUCAGGGAUGUGAAUGACUCUCCUCCCAGGUUCUCAGAACAGAUAUACGAGGCGGCGCUAGUCGGACCUCUCCACCCAGGUAUGACGCUCCUUGUGGUGCAGGCCAACGAUGAUGACUCGGAAGUCAGUUACAGCAUCAGAACCGGCAAUGCGGAUGAUGCUGUCACCAUUCAUCCCAUCACUGGUCACCUCUCUGUGCUGAAUCCUGCUCUCCUGGGACCCUCUCGGAAGCUCACCAUCAGGGCUUCUGAUGGCUUAUAUCAAGACACCGCACUGGUUAAGAUUUAUUUGACCGAAGUCCUUGACAAAAGCUUACAGUUUGACCAGGAUGUUUAUUGGGCAGCAGUGAAGGAGAAUUUGCAGGACAGAAAGGCCCUGGUGAUUCUUGGCGCCCAGGGCAAUCUCUUGAAUGACACCCUUUCCUACUUCCUCUUGAACGGCACAGAUAUGUUUCGUAUGGUCCAGUCAGCAGGUGUGUUGCAGACAAAGGGGGUGGCGUUUGACCGCGAGCAGCAGGACAGCCACGAGCUAGCAGUGGAAGUGAGGGACAAUAGGACUCCUCAGAGGGUGGCCCAGGCUUCAGUCAGAGUCUCUGUUGAAGAUGUCAAUGACAGUCCCCCCAAAUUCACGCAUCUGCCCUAUUAUACAAUCAUCCAAGAUGGCACCGAGCCAGGGGAUGUCCUCUUUCAAGUAUCUGCCACUGACGAGGACUUGGGGACAAAUGGGGCCAUCACAUAUGCGUUUGCAGAAGAUUACACAUAUUUCCGAAUCGACCCUUAUCUUGGGGACAUAUCACUCAAGAAACCCUUUGAUUAUCAGACUUUAAAUAAGUAUCGCCUCAAAGUCAUUGCUCAGGAUGGAGGGACACCAUCCCUCCAGACUGUGGAAGAGGUACUUGUCACAGUGAGAAAUAAAUCCCACCCACUGUUUCAGAGUCCUUACUACAAAGUCAGGGUACCAGAAAAUAUCACACUGUAUACCCCAAUUCUCCACACCCAGGCCCGGAGUCCAGAGGGACUGCGACUCAUCUACAACAUUGUGGAGGAAGAGCCCUUGACACUGUUCACCACUGACUUCAAGACUGGCGUCCUAACAGUAACGGGCCCUUUGGACUACGAGUCCAAGACCAAACACGUGUUCACAGUCAGAGCCACAGACACAGCUCUGGGGUCAUUUUCUGAAGCCACCGUGGAAGUCCUGGUGGAGGACAUCAAUGACAACCCACCCACGUUCUCCCAAUUGGUCUAUACCACUUCGGUCUCAGAAGGCUUGCCUGCUCAGACUCCUGUGAUCCAGCUGUUGGCUUUUGACCAGGACUCCGGGCAGAACCAGGAUGUCUCUUAUCAGAUUGUGGAGGAUGGCUCGGAUGUUUCCAAAUUCUUCCAGAUCAAUGGGAGCACUGGGGAGCUGUCCACAGUUCAAGAGCUAGAUUAUGAAGCCCGACAACACUUUCGUGUGAAAGUCAGGGCCAUGGAUAAGGGAGAUCCCCCGCUCACUGGCGAAACCCUCGUGGUGGUCAAUGUGUCUGACGUUAAUGACAACCCCCCCGAGUUCAGACAACCACAAUAUGAAGCCAAUGUCAGUGAGCUGGCCACCUGUGGACACCUGGUUCUUAAAGUCCAAGCUCUUGACCCCGACAGUGGGGAUACCUCCCGCCUGGAGUACCUGAUUCUCUCUGGCAAUCAGGACAGGCACUUCUCCAUUAACAGCUCAACAGGAAUAAUUUCUAUGCUCAACCUUUGCAAAAAACACCUGGACUCUUCUUACAAUUUGAGAGUAGGUGCUUCUGACGGAGUCUUCCGAGCAACCGUGCCUGUGUAUAUCAACACCACAAAUGCCAACAAGUACAGCCCAGAGUUCCAGCAGCACCUUUAUGAGGCAGAAUUAGCAGAGAAUGCAAAGGUGGGAACCAAGGUGAUCGAGUUGUUAGCCAUAGACAAAGACAGCGGUCCCUAUGGCACUGUGGAUUAUACUAUCAUCAAUAAACUAGCAGAUGAGAAGUUCUCCAUAAACCCCAGGGGCCAGAUCACCACACUGCAGAAACUGGAUCGGGAAAAUUCGACAGAAAGGGUCAUUGCUAUUAAGGUCAUGGCUCGGGAUGGAGGGGGAAGAGUGGCCUUCUGCACGGUGAAGAUCAUCCUCACAGAUGAAAAUGACAACCCCCCACAGUUCAAAGCAUCUGAGUACAUCGUGUCCAUUCAAUCCAACGUCAGUAAAGACUACUCGGUUAUGCAGGUGCUGGCCUAUGAUGCAGAUGAAGGUCAGAAUGCAGAUGUCACCUACUCAGUGUAUGGGGAGAACCUGGCUGAAGGGGUAAUUAAGAUUCACCCAACCACCGGUGUGAUUAAGGUGAAGGGGAGCCUGGUAGGAUUGGAAAAUCGGACCAUUGACUGCAUCAUUAAAGCCCAGGAUGGGGGCCCUCCUCACUGGGACUCUCAGGUGCCUGUACGACUUCAGGUGGUCCCUCAUGAAGUUUCCUUGCCCAAAUUUUCUGAACCUCUGUAUACUUUCUCUGCAUCUGAAGACUUUCCAGAAGGGUCUGAAAUUGGAUCUGUUAAAGCAGUGACAGCUAAAGACCCAGUCAUCUACAGUCUAGUGCAGGGCACCACACCAGAGAGCAACAAGGAUGGGGUCUUCUCCUUGGAUCGAGACACAGGGGUCAUUAAGGUGAAGAAGCCCAUGGACCACGAGUCCACCAAACUGUACCAGAUCGACGUGAUGGCAUAUUGCCCACAUAAGACUGAGUUGAUGUCCUUGGUCUCAGUCAACAUCCAAGUGAAAGAUGUCAAUGACAAUAGUCCUGUAUUUGAGGCUGAUCCAUAUAAGGCCAUCCUCACUGAGAAUAUGCCUGUGGGGACCUCAGUCAUUCAAGUGACUGCCAUUGACCAGGACACUGGGAGAGAUGGUCAGGUAAGCUACAGGCUGUCAACAGACCCUGGUAGCAAUGUCCAUGAGCUCUUUGCCAUUGAUGGUGAGAAUGGCUGGAUCACCACACUCCAGGAACUUGACUGUGAGACCCACCAGACUUACCGUUUUUAUGUGGUGGCCUAUGACCAUGGCCAAACCAUCCAGCUGUCUUCUCAGGCCCUGGUUGAGGUCUCCAUUACAGAUGAGAAUGACAAUGCUCCCCAAUUUGCUUCUGAAGACUACAGAGGCUCUGUGGUUGAGAACAGUGAGCCUGGUGAACUUGUGGUCACUCUGAAGACCCUGGAUGCUGACAUCUCUGAGCAGAACAGACAGGUCACCUGCUACAUCACAGAGGGAGACCCUCUGGGCCAGUUUGGCAUCAGCCAAGUUGGGGAUGAGUGGAGGAUUUCCUCAAGGAAGACUCUGGACCGUGAGCACACAGCCAAGUACUUGCUCAGAGUCACAGCAUCGGACGGCAAAUUCCAGGCUUCCGUCAACGUGGAGGUCUUCAUCCUGGACGUCAAUGAUAAUAGCCCACAGUGCUCACAGCUUCUCUAUACCAGCAAGGUCCGUGAAGAUGUGUUCCCAGGACACUUCGUUCUGAAGUUUUCCGCCACAGACUUGGACACUGAUGCCAAUGCUCAGAUCACAUACUCUCUGCAUGGCCCCGCAGCACAUGAAUUCAAGCUGGAUCCUCAUACAGGGGAGCUGACCACACUCACAGCCCUAGACCGCGAGAGGAAGGAUGUGUACAGCCUUGUUGCCAAGGCAACGGAUGGAGGUGGCCGAUCGUGCCAGGCAGAUGUGACCCUGCACGUGGAGGAUGUGAAUGACAAUGCCCCACGAUUCUUCCCCAGCCAUUGUGCAGUGGCUGUUUUCGACAACACCACAGUGAAGACUCCCGUGGCUGUGGUGUUUGCCCGGGAUCCUGACCAAGGUGCCAAUGCCCAGGUGGUUUACUCCCUGACCGACUCAGCGGAAGGCCACUUUUCCAUCGACGCCACCACGGGCGUGAUCCGCCUGGAGAAGCCGCUGCGAGCCAGGCCCCAGGCCACGCUGGAGCUCACGGUGCGCGCCUCGGACCUGGGCACCCCGAUGCCACUGUCCACGCUGGGCACCGUCACGGUGUCGGUGGUGGGCCUGGAGGACUACCGGAUUCUCUAUGUCAACAGCAGCCUGGACUUCGAGACAGGCCCCAAGUACUUUCUGUCCAUCGAGUGCAGCCGGAAGAGCUCUUCCUCCCUCAGUGACGUGACCACAAUCGUGGUCAACAUCACAGAUGUCAACGAACACCGGCCUCACUUCCCUCAAGACCCGUACAGCACGAGGGUUCCAGAGAAUGCCGUCGUGGGCGACGUCAUCCUCACAGUGUCGGCGACUGAUGAAGAUGGACCCCUAAAUAGUGCCAUCACCUACAGCCUGGUCGGAGGGAACCAGCUGGGGCAUUUCACCAUCCACCCCCAGAAGGGGCAGCUGCAGGUGGCCAAGGCCCUGGAUUGGGAACAGACCCCCAGCUAUUCCCUGAGGCUCCGGGCCAUGGACAGCGGGCAUCCCCCACUGCAUGAGGACACAGAUGUCACUGUCCAGGUGGUCGAUGUCAAUGAUAACCCGCCGAGAUUCUUCCAGCUCAACUACAGCACCACUGCCCAGGAGAACGCCCCCCCUGGCAGCAAAGUCCUGCAGCUGAUCCUGAGUGACCCGGACUCCCCAGAGAAUGGCCCCCCCUAUUCAUUCCGGAUCACCCAGGGGAACCAGGGCUCUGCCUUCCGAGUGACCCCAGAAGGAUGGCUGGUGACCGCUGGGGGCCUGAGCAGGAGGGCCCAGGAAUGGUAUCAGCUUCAGAUAGAGGCAACAGACAGUGGCAUCCCGCCUCUCUCGUCCUCGACGUCUGUCCAGGUCCACGUCACAGAGCGGAGCCACUACGUACCCUCGGCCCUCCCACUGGAGAUCUUCAUCACUGUGGGCGAGGAGGAGUUCCAGGGUGGCAUGGUGGGCAAGAUCCAUGCCACCGACCGAGACCCUCAGGACACACUGACCUACAGCCUGGCAGGAGAUGAGGCUCUGGGCAGGCGCUUCUCUGUGGGCGCGCCCGACGGCAAGAUUGUGGCCGCCCAGGGCCUGCCUCGAGGCCGCUACUCGUUCAACGUCACGGUCAGUGAUGGGACCUUCAGCACCACUGCUGGGGUCCACGUGCACGUGUGGCACGUGGGACGGGAGGCCCUGCAGCGGGCCAUGUGGAUGGGCUUCCAGCAGCUCACCCCCGAGGAGCUGGUAAGUGACCACUGGCGGAACCUACAGAGGUUCCUCAGCCACAAGCUGGACAUCAAACGGGCUGACAUCCACCUGGCCAGCCUUCAGCCUGCAGAGGCCGUGGCUGGUGUGGACGUGCUCCUGGUCUUUGAGGGGCAUUCUGGAACCUUCCACAAGCUCCAGGAGCUGGCCUCCAUCAUCACUCGCUCGGCCAAGGAGAUGGAGCACUCCGUCGGGGUGCAGAUGCGGUCAGCUAUGCCCAUGGUGCCCUGCCAGGGGCCCAGCUGCCAGGGUCGGACCUGCCAAGACAUAGUGCACCUGGACCCCAAGGUUGGGCCUACGUACAGCACCGCCAGGCUCAGCAUCCUGACCCCGCGGCACCGCCUGCAGAGGAAUUGCUCCUGCAACGGCACAGCGGUGAGGCUCAGUGGUCAGAGCUACCUGCGGUACAGACCACCAGAGGCUGGGAAUUGGCACAUCCAUUUCUAUCUGAAAACGCUCCAGCCACAGGCCAUUCUCCUGUUCACCAACGAGACAACGUCGAUGUCCCUGAAGCUGGUCAGUGGAGUGCCCCGGCUGGAACACCACUGUCCGGGUGGUUACCAUGGAAAUCUCUCCUCCAAGCGCCACAUGAAUGACCACGAAUGGCACUCCAUCCUGGUGGAGGAGACAGACACGUUUAUUCGCCUGUCGGUCGACAGCAUGGACAAUGCCUCCCUCGCGAUCCCAGAGAACUGCCGGGGUCCCAGGCCUGAGGGACACCUCCUGCUGGGCGGCCUUGUCCUCUCGCAUCCCUCCUCAAACGUCUCCCAGGGCUUCGAGGGCUGCCUGGAUGCUGUCGUGGUCAAUGGAGAGACGCUGGAGCUGCGGGUCCCUGGUGGGAUGGUGGCAGGCAAGCUGGAGACGUGGGCCCUCGCCCAGUGUUGCAUCCACGGUGAUGACUGCAGCCAGAACCCGUGCCUCAAUGGUGGGAAGUGCUCCCGGACACCAGGGACAGGCUACGUCUGCAAGUGUCCCCCGCCAUUCUCUGGGAAACACUGCGAGCAAAGAAAGGAGAACUGCACCUCCACACCCUGCCUGGAAGGAGGAACUUGCGUCUCUUCCCCUGAAGGGGCUUCCUGUGCCUGUCCUCACCCUUACACGGGAGACAGGUGUGAGAUGGAAGCUCGGGGCUGCUCAGAAGGACACUGCCUGGUCACUCCCAAGAUCAAAAGCGGGGACUGGGGACAGCAAGAGCUGCUGAUCAUCCUGGUGGCCACUGUGCUCAUCCUCAGUAGCUCUGUCGGGGUUCUCUUCUACUGCCGCCGUUGCAAGUCUCACAAGCCUGUGGCCAUGGAGGACCCAGACCUCCUGGCCAGGAGCGUUGGUGUUGACACCCAGGUCCUGCCUGCCAUCGAGCUCAACCCGGUGAAUGCCAGCUCCUGCCACAGCCUGAAUCAGCCAGAGCCCAGCAAGCCCUCGGUUCCCAGUGAACUGGCCACAUUCGGACUCAACUCCAAGCAACGGCCAGUGGUGUGCAGUGUGCCACCCAGACUCCCGCCAACUGUGGUCCCCUCCUACCACUCUGACAGUGAACGUGUCAUCAAAAGGACCUGGUCGGGCGAGGAGAUGGUGUACCCAGGUGGAGCUGCCGUCUGGCCCCCGGCGUACUCCAGGAAGGAGUGCUGGGAGUACCCCCACUCUGAAGUGACCCAGGGCCCUCUGCCCGCCUCGCCUCACCGCCACUCAACCCCAGUCGUGAUGCCAGAGCCCGCCGGCCUCUACGGGGGCUUCCCCUUCCCCCUGGAGGUGGAGAACAAGCGGGCACCUCUCCCACCCCGCUACAGCAACCAGAACCUGGAAGAUCUGAUGCCCUCCCGGCCGCCCAGUCCCCGAGAGCGCCUGCUUGCACCCUGCCUCAAUGAGUACACAGCCAUCAGCUACUACCACUCGCAGUUCCGGCAGGGGCGGGGUCCCUGCCUGGCGGAGGGGGGCUACAAGGGGAUGAGCAUGCGCCUGAGCCGGGCUGGGCCCUCCUAUGCCGUCUGCGAGGCAGAGGGGGCACCUCUCGCGGGCCAGGGCCAGCUCCAGGCGCCCCCCAACUACGAGGGCUCCGACAUGGUGGAGAGCGACUAUGGGAGCUGUGAGGAGGUCAUGUUCUAG